Stylonychia lemnae is the source of this 225-nucleotide messenger RNA. The record is from the annotation of a GenBank genome assembly. Lineage: Eukaryota; Ciliophora; Spirotrichea; Sporadotrichida; Oxytrichidae.
AUGGAUGACAAUGCUAUUAAAAUAUGUGAUUUUGGAAUUGCUACUUACGGUGAAAAUACUGAAACGUCAGGAGGAAAAUGCGAUUAUAUGGCUCCAGAAAUGCAUUAAAAUACUGAGAAUUAUGAUAAAUCUAUUGAUAUAUGGUCACUUGGAAUUAUUUUAUAUUUUCUCUGUACAGGAGAAUCCUAGAUAAAUGAAAAACCUUUACACUUUGCCAAAUAAUGA